AUGGCCACUACUACGGCAGCAAGUAGCGCAGGCGGGGGCAACAAUAUCAAAGUUGUUGCCCGAUUCCGACCUCAGAACAAAGUCGAAAUCGCAAAUGGCGGCCAACCAAUUGUCCAAUUCUCGGGCGAUGAUACGUGCCAGCUGCAAUCCUCCGAAUCCAAUGCCCCCUUUACCUUCGAUCGAGUCUUUGGGACCUCUUCUCAACAAGCUGAUAUCUUUGAUUUCUCAAUAAGAUCUACUGUCACUGAUGUUAUGAAUGGUUACAAUGGAACGGUCUUCGCUUAUGGCCAGACUGGCGCAGGAAAAUCAUACACAAUGAUGGGUGAUAUGGAUGAUCAAGAGAAGAAAGGUAUAAUACCUAGAAUCACGGAAUUGAUAUUCGACUCCAUCCUCGUUCACGGAUCUGCGACUGUUGAAUAUACGGUGGGCAUAUCAUACCUUGAAAUCUACAUGGAACGGAUACGUGACCUGUUAAACCCUGCAAUGGAUAAUCUGCCUAUUAACGAAGGACCGAAAGGCCCUUACGUGAAAGGAUUGCGGGAAAUUUACGUCAAUUCAGUGGAAGAGGUCUAUACCGCUAUGCACUUGGGUCAACGAUCCCGAGUCACUGCGUCUACCAACAUGAAUCAAGAGUCUUCACGAUCACAUUCGAUUUUCCUUACCACAAUAAAUCAGAAGGAUAUUACGACUGGUUCUCAGAAGAGUGGGAUGCUGUACCUUGUGGAUCUGGCCGGUUCCGAGAAGGUUGGCAAAACCGGUGCCAGUGGGCAAACACUAGAGGAGGCAAAGAAAAUCAACAAGAGUUUGAGCGCCCUUGGAAUGGUUAUCAAUGCCCUUACAGAUGGAAAGUCGACACACGUGCCAUACCGAGAUUCCAAAUUGACCAGAAUCCUACAAGAGAGUUUGGGUGGUAAUUCACGGACCACCUUGAUUAUCAAUUGUUCUCCUAGCAGCUACAAUGAUGCAGAAACCAUCGGUACUUUGCGUUUUGGUAUGAGAGCAAAGACCAUCAAGAACAAGGCAAAGGUCAAUGCUGAAUUGAGCCCUGCCGAACUUAAGAGACAACUCAAGAUUGCCCAAAAUCAAGCCAUGUCCUUCGAGAAAUAUAUCUCAUCACUAGAUGCAGAACUGCAACUAUGGAGACAGGGUGAAUCAGUGCCUAAAGAGAAGUGGGUGCAAUCGUUGACUGCCUCCGCUUCGAAACAAGAGCAAAGGGCCAGGCCCGACACACCCUCCAGAGCCCCUUCAGAUUUGCUGAGAUCGGAUACACCUAGUCGGCCAGAUUCACGUAUCGGGGAACGUUCAAGUACGCCAAGCAUAAUCCUCGAAAAGGAUGAAAGAGAAGAAUUUCUGCGUCGUGAGAAUGAACUCCAAGAUCAACUUACUGAAAAGGAGACACAAGCGGCGAAUGCGGAAAGGAAUCUUCAGGAAAUGCGAGAAGAGCUCAAGACGUACAAAGAGGGUACACUUCGGACCACGAAAGAAAGUGAAGCAUUGGCCGAUAAGUUCAACAAGACUCAAAUGGAGCUUCAGAAACUCUCAUACCAGAGCAAAGAAGACACAAUCACCAUGGACAGCCUAAAAGAAGCCAAUUCUGAGCUCGAGAGCGAACUCGUCUCCGUCAAGCAACAGCUUCUCAAUCUGAAAAUGAGCGCCAAGGAGACAACGGCAGCUCUCGACGAGAAAGACCGCAAAAAGCAGGAAAAGAUGGCGAAAAUGUUGGCCGGUUUUGAUCUAGGGGAUACUGCUUUCUCUGAAAAUGAAGAUCGUAUGCGAGACAUGCUCGAGCAGGUGGAUACUGUGCACGCAGCAAGCCUGAAUGGUGAAACUGUCCCCACACAUGUCCUUGAAGACUUGAGGGCCAAAUUAUUGGAAUCCCAGACUCUGGUACGUCAGGCUGAAAAGUCAUUGAACACGAAGGCCGAGAACGACAGCGAAGAACGCGCACUGGUUCUCGAAGAAAAGUUGGCCACCAUACAGCAAGAAUAUGAAGAUCUCCUGACCCGCAAUUUGGGUCCUGAAGAUGUGGAGGACAUCAAGGCCCGCCUUGAGCAGGUCCAGACUGAGAAGCGGGAGACACAAACAGACUUGCUCCAUGACCUUCGAGAGCAAUUGACACACAGAUCACAGGAGGUCGACAAACUCCAAAAGACUAUCACAGACCUCCAAACUCGGGGAGUUGCUAAUGGUAGUGCCAAUGGACCUAUCGGGAAGAGUCUACAACAGCAAAUCUCCGACUUUGAUCUCAUGAAGAAGAAUUUGAUGAGAGAUCUGCAAAACCGAUGUGAGCGAGUCGUUGAGCUGGAGAUCUCCCUCGAUGAAACACGGGAGCAAUAUAACAACGUCCUCCGCUCAAGCAACAACCGGCAGCAACAAAAGAAGAUGGCAUUCUUAGAACGAAACCUUGAACAACUCACUGUAGUGCAACGCCAAUUAGUUGACCAGAACACCAGCCUCAAGAAAGAGGUGGCCAUCGCCGAGCGAAAAUUGAUUGCCAGAAAUGAACGAAUACUCAGUCUAGAAAGCCUGCUGAACGAAAGCCAAGAGAAGCUGACGCAGACAAACCAUAGAUUCGAGACACAACUCGCUGCCGUUAAGGAACGUCUGGAAGCGGCCAAAGUUUCAUCACGAAACAUGGCAGCUGGAGGCGUUGUUGGUCCCGGCGGUUUCAACAGCCUCAUGACAGCAGGUGCCAGAAUUGCAAAACCUCUCCGCGGUGGAGGAGGAGCCACAACUCUGGACGGCGCGAAUGGUGGAGGCAUGAUGAACGGAGCCCCCUCGAUCCCCAUCAUUUCCAGUCUUGCAGGGGGUGAUGGUGGCAACAAACGGAGUAGCUGGUUCUUCAACACAAACCGAUAA
Messenger RNA from Exophiala bonariae, 2859 nucleotides. It is a transcript of the gene KLP1, whose product is annotated as Kinesin heavy chain. The transcript is spliced from 3 exons. Gene Ontology annotation, cellular component: microtubule associated complex. The coding region runs from base 1 to 2859 and encodes 952 amino acids. Gene Ontology annotation, molecular function: microtubule binding; ATP binding; microtubule motor activity. Gene Ontology annotation, biological process: mitotic spindle organization; microtubule-based movement; spindle elongation. The record is from RefSeq and is a predicted model, not a curated record. NCBI's taxonomy places the organism in Eukaryota, Fungi, Ascomycota, Eurotiomycetes, Chaetothyriales, Herpotrichiellaceae.